Amphibalanus amphitrite is the source of this 1330-nucleotide messenger RNA. RefSeq lists its product as uncharacterized. Gene Ontology annotation, biological process: DNA integration. The transcript has 4 exons. The record is from RefSeq and is a predicted model, not a curated record. Lineage: Eukaryota; Metazoa; Arthropoda; Thecostraca; Balanomorpha; Balanidae. Bases 1 to 756 code for a protein of 251 amino acids. Gene Ontology annotation, molecular function: nucleic acid binding; zinc ion binding.
AUGACGCGCGACCAGGCGCUGGAGCGACAGCAGGCGGUGGGACGCUUGCAGACUGCAGCUGCAGAGCGGGAGCAGGCACCGGUCAGCGUUGCAGCAACGGCCACCAAGCGGUACGCUCACGGCACGCGCAGUGCGACUCCACUUUCAAGACGGAAGGUAAGCCCCUCUGGAGGGCGGGCUGGUACCUGUUUUGCUUGUGGACGUGUGGGUCAUUGGAGUACGGAUGAGCAGUGUCCUGCACGUGUCGCCGUAUGUCACGACUGUCACCAGGUUGGCCACUUCUGGCGAUGCUGCCCGAAGAAGGGGGAGAAGACUGCUGGAGAGAAGCCCGUCGCCAGCGUCCAAGUGCUGUCGGUUGCAGUGACGUCUCCAACUGAAGACACUCGUCCGUACAUCCAGCUGAAGGUAGCAGAAUUCACGGCUUACCUGCGGAGGGUCGGCGUUCAGCAUGUACGGGUAACGCCGUACCACCCCAGAGGCGCUGGAGCGGUGGAGCGCAUGAACAGAGUGGUGAAGUCCGCGCUGCAGACGGCGUCCAAGGAGAAGCAGGACUGGUCACAGGCGGUGCGCCAGUUCCUGAGGACGUACCGUUCGACGCCUCAUGCAACCACCGGCCUGAGUCCGUCGGAGAUGCUGCAUGGUCGUCAACUCCGGACGAUGCUGCAUGCACCCACGCACCCUCCGGGAUCGCUGAGCUGGUUGGACCAUCGGCGUACCGGCUGGACAGUGGAGCACUGGUCCACGCCGAGAGGCUGACUCGCUGGACUGGGUCGCCUCCGACCGGACUGGGAGACGCCGGGCAGCCGCAGCUCUCGGAUCUCCCCGUCGUCCGCUCCCCGCCGGAGCCGGUCGACGAGCCUCCGGCUGAGGCCGCGGCGGCGGCACGGACUCCAGAGCGGCGGCCGGAUCGUCAGCCCGACGUGCCGGGAUCACCAGCUGCGGCACCCGCGGUGGACACAGCGGCGGCGACGCGCUCGCCGGACAGUGAGACGAGCGGCUCCGGGUUCGAGGGUGCUCAGAGUGAUGGGCACCGCACGCGAUCUGGGAGACGUGUUCGUGCACCUGUGCGUUGGUGUCCGUAGGUGUGCCUUUGUGUAGGGGGGGAAAGAUGUAGUGUCUGGGCCGCCCGCCCGGCGGGGCGCUCGCGGCGGCACAGCAUGCCACAGGGGCAGACUGGCCAGCUGGGCGGCUGGGCGGCGCCCGGGCGGGAGUCGCCGGCCGGGGGCUGAGAGGCGCGGAGCGCGCUGUUCUGUAUCUCUUAUGUUAUGUCCUUUUUGUCUUUGAGUUCAAUACCAUCGUCUAUGUGAGAAGACUGACUGUGAGUGGCGGA